Messenger RNA from Pseudovirgaria hyperparasitica, 1062 nucleotides. RefSeq lists its product as uncharacterized. Bases 1 to 1062 code for a protein of 353 amino acids. NCBI's taxonomy places the organism in Eukaryota, Fungi, Ascomycota, Dothideomycetes, Acrospermales, Acrospermaceae. The transcript has a single exon. The record is from RefSeq and is a predicted model, not a curated record.
AUGUCUGCAAACCUUACAGCCGCAGGCGUAAUCACCCAUGGCGCUGUGAUUUUGGAUGCCAAGUAUGAUUAUCGAGCGAACCUAUACCAGGAACCAGAUGUUGACGACAUGGACGACUUCGAUGAUACGACCAUCUAUCCCAAUCUUCCCCACAGAGUCACAGAUGCCCUCUACGGAUUGUGCGACGCAGAGCUGACUUGGGCCGACCUGACACUGGAUGUAAACCCCCUACUAGCACUCAUUAAGCCUUACUGCCUUACGCAGUGGCCCAAGGUUCGACAGGCAGCACCAGAUGAAAUGGACGGUCUGAGCCUCAAGCUCGUCACUCCGACCAGCGGGACUCCGUCACUUUUUUUCCCUGACUUCCAAACACACGACAAAUUUCUUGCUUUCAUGGAUGAUCCUCACAGCUUGGACAAUAUGCUACAAGGUAUGGAAGAUACAGUCCGCGAAUUAAGGAUUGUAUAUGCAGACGACGCACCCAAUCUUGGCGCUCGUCCCGAUCCGCCCUUCAAGCCUAGGGAACAUGCACUUCUUCGCAAAUCAGAAGAGUGGGCACUCUAUCGAGAGGCACUGCUAUGGGGCCGAUUCUGGGCGCAGCAUGGGUUCAAUUUUAACCGGCUCACGAACAUUACGUUCGUGAUGCCAAAGCCGAUGCUGUUUCUGGACAGCACCAUCCUCGGGUAUCUGACGCACCCGCAGCUUUCCUGGAAGAGGACAGAAACCGAGUAUCAGGGGAGCCGCUGCGUCAUGGUGAGGGUAGAAUGCGAGCGAAUCUACAACCAUGCAGUCUUGUUUUCCAACAACAUGAGAGUGGCUCUGCCAAAUACAGAAUGCGAAUAUAUUAAGGAGCAUAUGGCGCACUAUGGUUGGCCCAACAUCGAGAUAAUUCCAAAGCAUCUCAAGAAGCGCCUCCCUCUUAACCCUGCCGAAAAGCAACGUCGGCGAGACAAGAAGUUAGCUAGGAGGGUGGCGGCCGCGAGGCAACCGAGGUGGACGCCAAACGAGCUUCGAAGCGGAAGAAGGAGGAACUCCUCGGGACGUUAUGUUUCUAUGACUUGA